Molecule: messenger RNA, 2408 nt
Organism: Neurospora crassa OR74A
Lineage: Eukaryota; Fungi; Ascomycota; Sordariomycetes; Sordariales; Sordariaceae
Gene: bdp-1
Product: bromodomain protein-1
Exons: 4
Coding region: 291-1733 (480 amino acids)
Biological process (GO): chromatin remodeling; regulation of DNA-templated transcription
Cellular component (GO): chromatin; nucleus
Source: RefSeq, a predicted model, not a curated record
CGCGCUCUUACCUACAUAUUCACUUGAUCAACUUUCGACUACUUAAAGUCCCAUUCCACCCUUUCCCCUUCAUCACCCAUCAUCCCAAUACGAACUCGGGACAUCAAGCAUUGACACGCAAAUGCCCCGGGCUCAUCCAUACCCAAUCCACGCACCCUGCCCGUCCAUCAUUUGAGAGGGACCUCGCCCUUGCUCAGGCCUGGUCUCCAUCUUUCACCGUCCGACUUGCGGACACUUCCCCUCUUCGAGUUGAAAUAAGACCUACAACUUCCUCUCUUCAGGGGAAUUCGAUGGACAUGAGUGCCUCGCCUACCGCCUGUCAAGAUCUUGCUAGAUCUGUUCUUGAGAAUAUCUCAGGAAUAAAUCGCGCCCUCAAUGUCACAUCCGACGAUGUGAACGGCGUCGAUAGCGACGCAAAAAUCAACGAGACACACGAUGACCAUAACGAUAAGGCCAUGACAGAAGCCGACAACGAGGCAGCUGGCACCGUCGAAGCUGUGAAACAAGAAGCACCCCGUUCGCCAGUCGAAUCUUUCCACGAGCUUCCAUUCUCAUGGCUUCAACCACACGCUCUUUUUGUUAUCAUCAUGGUCGGCCCCGAGGGCAUGCCUUUCGGCAUCCAGAAGGACUUUCUCUGUGCAAAGUCUUCCUACUACAGGCGCUAUUUCAGAGAAAAGGCGGCGAACAACGAGUCGGUCGAGGAUGUAGUCGAGCUCCGCGAUGCCUCGGUCGAUGUCUUCGGUUACACCCAGCACUAUCUUUACACAGGCCAGGUUUAUCCUGACACACCUCCCGACUACGAGGUUCUCAUCGGCAUUUGGAAGCUCGGUCACAGCUUGGGCAUUGACGGCCUCUGCGACGCCACGAUCGAUGCCAUGAUCGAGUACCGCCGAAUCACAAACUCGAUCCCUGCCACCGCUCUUCUUGUUCAGGUGUGGGAAGAAACCCCCGAGGGAUCAUCCAUCCGGAAGCUCCUGCUUUCCUGGGCGGCCGAUUACAUGCGGGCCUCUGAGGAUCGGGCAGAGUUUGCCAAGGCGCUGCCCCAAGAAGUUCUGAGUGAGCUAGUGGUGGCCAUGAGCUCGCUGGAUGCGACCCCGGCCCCGGCAGCAACCCCCUCUUCGCCCGUAUCUCAGGGCGUUGUUAACUCUGCCCACCAAGGCUGGCACGAUGCCGUCGCUAAUUGUGAUGGCGAGCAGGCCCGUCCUGCUAAGAGGGCCAGGUACUCCGACGCUGGCCCCACAAACGGUGCUAAGGCUACGCCUAACGGCCGCAAGGGACCCGGUCGGCCCAGCACUACUGGUCCAAAGACCGGUCAGAAGAGGAAGUACAACGUGGCUAAUGGGGAGGUUGAACUUACCACCUCCAAGAAACUGGCGUUCUGCGACGAUCUCCUUACAAGGAUGCUCAGCGGACCAGGCUUCUGGACCCGUCUUGUUGGCCCCUUUCGCGAUCCCGUUAACCCCGAAUCCGACGGUGUGCCUGACUACUUCGAAAAGGUGGCCAAGCCCAUGGACCUGCAAACAAUGAGGGCCAAGAUGGACCGCAACGAGUAUGCCGACGAAAACGAAUUCCUCGCCGACAUGAACCAGAUUUUCAACAACUGCUACACGUACUGGGCCAAGAAGGACCCCAUGUGGCAGGCCUGCGAGAGGCUCCAGAAAACAUUCGAGGACAAGUACUCGCAGAUGUCCAAGUGGAUUGCCAAGAUGGAGGGCCAAGAGGGAUCUAACUAGUCGCUCUGUCCAAAUGGACUUAUUCACCAAGGCCCAAACGGCCAGAUAUGUCAUGGUUGCGGAGGAAGCUGUUGAGAAAAAGCCGACAGUAAUCUCUCGGUUGGAUGGUGUCUGCAUGGAUACGAAUGCCAUCGUCAUCUCGAUCGGAUCGAUUCCGAUACAACCAAGAGUUUGCCCACGAUAGCGACAAGAAACAAAGUCGCUGGUUGGCUGGGCGUAACAGCCACUCAUCGAAAAGGGGAAAAGGGCGAAAGGAAAAAGGUGGUGUUCACGAAGCGAAAAGGAAACGGUGAUUGGUUUUCUGGUGUAGCAUUAUUGGUGUCUCCUUGGUCAUCAUUAACCCGGCGGCGUUUGGGCUUGUUUAUGAUGGGCGGCGCUUAGGUCAUUUUUUGUCCGCAAGCAUGCCAGAGCGGCGAGACAGGAAGGGUUAUUAUUGUAUUUGAAUAUCACUCUGAUCAUAUCUAAGGAUUGGUGGCUGGUCUUGUUGAAGAAAGACUUGAAAGGCGAUGGAAUAGCACUGCAACAGUUUAGGGUCAUUCAGGAAGCUCUCUGAUUUGAUUUUCAGGAAAAGAGAAGGGCAUGACAGAGUACAAGCAACUGCGGUCUUGGUAUCCGUACCAACGAUGAGGACAUAUAAUGAAAGCACUCUAAUUCCAAUUUGCAGACUUGUUCUCA